Molecule: messenger RNA, 201 nt
Organism: Dovyalis caffra
Lineage: Eukaryota; Viridiplantae; Streptophyta; Magnoliopsida; Malpighiales; Salicaceae
Source: the annotation of a GenBank genome assembly
AUGGAUGGAGGGUCGGUUGGAGGCUGUUGGUCGACGAAGGAUGGCAGGGUAGCUGGAUCAAGUGGAGGGGGACAGUGGGACAGCUACUGGGUGGAGGAGAACGGCUGGGCAGUUAGAUCGGGUGGAGGAACGAAGGCUGGAGGGGCUAUCGAACGGCGACUGAAGGGCUGGAAGUUUGAAUCAACUCGGACGGCGUUGUGA